Callithrix jacchus (white-tufted-ear marmoset) is the source of this 4851-nucleotide messenger RNA. Lineage: Eukaryota; Metazoa; Chordata; Mammalia; Primates; Cebidae. The record is from RefSeq and is a predicted model, not a curated record.
AUGGCUACCGCGCGACCCGGGCGUCUGGCCCCAUCCCCAGCGCGUCCCCGGAGGGCGCGCAGCCGGGAAGCCACACCGGGCCCAGGGGCGCCGGGACUACGGCCGCCCCCGCCCAGAGCGCGCGAUGACUCACAAAUGCAGCAGCUGAGACCUGAGUCAGCCCGAGCGGCGGGCACGCGCGGCGCGCUCCCGCGAGGCCGGGGAAGGGGCGAGGCCGGCCCGGGGAGCGCGCGGGGAGGGGGAGGGGGCGGCCGGGGCCCGGGCCCGCCCGCCGCCCCCCCCAAACUGCGCCACACGCCGCGGCGGGGUCACGCGGCGGCCGCCGCCAUCUUGUGCGGCCGCCAUCUCCCGGCCCGCCGCGCCCGCGACUCACCGUUUUCGUCAAAUAAAGACAUAAACCCAACGCUGCUCGCCCGGGACUGGGAUGAAGUGAGGCGCGAUAGAAACCCGAGUCCGAGUCCGAGGAGGCGGAGGCGGAGCGCAGCGAGGAGCGGCCGGGCCAGGUGCCGCCGCCGAGCAGCGGGGAGGGGCUGUCCCAGCGACGUCCGCGGUCCACACCCGUCAGCGCCGGAGCCUGGCGACCUGGCGCGGAGAGACGGCGCCGUGAGCCGCGGGCGGGUCGGGGGGUGCGCCUUCCCGGCCAGCCAGCAGCCCGCGGGGUCGGGGGUGCGGGGAGAACCGGGCAGGGGGCGCGGGGCCGCCGACCCUCCACCGGACUCACCUCUGGAAUGUUCUCGCUCUGACUGAACAACGCCGCCGCCGAGCUCAAGCUACCCUCGGCCCCAGCGCCCGCCCCCCGCGUGAGGCCUCACUGUCCAUUGGCUGGAGGCCUGCCAUAGCUCGCUCGUCAUUGGUUCGCUUGCGGCGUCAAUCGCGCCGUUCCGCACCCCUUCUGCUUCCUGAGGCUCCACUCGUGGCCUCGGCCCGCCUCCAGCCCCGAUCCCCGCUUCCUUCCUCUCCCCUCCCGUUUCCCAGAGGCCUUAGCGGCGCAACCUUAGGUUGUCGCGAGAGCCGGAAAGGCCCUGGCUGCAGGGCCGGGCCGCGGGGGAUAGUGCUUUGUCAAUUUGGGCGCUGCGGGGAAGAUGGCGGUUGGUUUCCCUCCACGCCGGGUCUGGGCCAGGCCGCGGCGUCGCGGCGACUCCCGGGUCCCAGGACCAUCGCCCUCGAAACCGCUCUCGAGGCCGUGCUUCUGUGGCCGACACUUUGGGGGGGAGGAAACCCGACCGCGUUCUCCCAGCUGCGGGCGCUCGUCUGUUUUCCGGUCCCCCCCCCCCCCCGGGGACGCAAGUCUCUGGGCCUCGAGGACUGAGUUGUUUUUCCAUCCUGAGCCCCAGGCCUGGGUUAUUUAUUCCCAGGGCUGUCUUCUGUGUCGGACCCGGGUGGAGUGGCCGCCGGCGGAAUGAGCCCGAGCCUCGCCAGUGACCGCCCGUGGCGGUCGUGAGGCUGCCCCGCCGCCUGGGUGCCAGCCCGCACCCGGCCUCCGCGCUUAGCUUAUAAGGCUCAUCGCGUCGCUUCCCGUUUUCGGAAGAGGCAGCCCUUAAUUGGUUUGGAAUCCUGGGGCCUCCUGUAGGCGCUUGGUGGUGGGGUCUCGCCUUCUGGUGAAGGCUUACCCCCUCCCAGGCUUGAAAAGCGCUGUCCGUCCUUCCUGCUUCCCUGUACCCUCCAGUUAAUGACUUGUGAAUUCCUUGACAGGGAAAUCGUAGCCCUGGGCAGGAGUUUUAUAAUGAGAUUCCAAUGUAUUCCAUUGAAAAUUACUGUUUACGCGAUGGUCGCGGUGGCUCACGCCUGUAAUCCCAGCACUUUUGGAGGCCGAGGUGGGCGGAUCACCUGAGGUCAGGAGUUCGAGAUCAGCCUGGCCAACAUGGUGAAACCCAUUCUUUACUAUAAAUACAAAAAAUUAGCUGGCAUGGUGGCGGGCCUGUAAUCCCAGCUACUUGUGAGGUUGAUGCAGGAGAAGCCUUGGACCCGGGUGGCAGAGGUUGUAGUGAGCCGAGAUCACACCACUGCACUUCAGCCUGGACGACAGAGGGAGAGACUGUCUCAAAAAAAAAAAAAAAAAAUUUAGAAAGAGGCUCUCAUAUUUUCUGUUGAAACAUUCUUUCUGAAACUUGGAUUUGUGUGUGUGUGAAAACUUGAGACUUAAAAACGCAUCCAUAGUCCACCCUGAAGUUUGAAGACAUAACUUGGCCGCAGUAGAGUGAGAGCCCCUCUAACCUGCACUCUGGUUUCCGGUGCAAUCAUCGUGAAGUCCUGAAUGGCCGUGCAGAUUUCCCGAUCUGGAAAAGGGCAGUGUUGCUGAGGACAGGAUGAGGUGGAUAAGGGGCUGCCUUUUGUUUUAGACCAGUUGCAUUUGCACUAAGGUUAGAAUUGGAAGCUAUGUUGAUUUUUAUUAAAAUCCAAGAUCGCGCUUUCAUAACUUGAAAGCUUUAUAAACAAAAAUCGGCAGUGUUGGUGGGAAGAAAAAAAGGCACGAUCCAGAAUUGAGAGGUGAUUUGUGUCCUUUAGAGCAGAGACUUUUCUAAUCCCACAGUGCGUAAGCUGGUGUAUAGUUGUUGCGCCAAAUGCACAGUGCCUUAUGAGGACCAGGACUCCCUUCAGACAAACUAGAAAAGCGGAUCCCAGGCCGGGCGCGGUGGCUCACGCCUGUAAUCCCAGCACUUUGGGAGGCCGAGGCUGGUGGAUCACGAGGUCAGGAGAUUGAGACCAUCCUGGCUAACACAGUGAAACCCAGUCUCUACUAAAAAUACAAAAAAUUAGCGGAGCGUGGUGGCACAUACCUUUAGUCUGAGGCAGGAGAAUCACUUGAACCCGGGAGGGAGGUGUUUCAGUGAACCAGGAUCGAGCCAUUGCACUCCAGCCAGGGCCGCAGAGUGAGACCGUCUCAAAACAAACAAACUUGUGUUAUUUUUUCCCUUUUAUUUUUAUUUAACACAUAACUACACACAAGAUACAAAGUGACAUUUCAGUUCAUGUAUACAAUAUAAUCAAAGAGUAAUCAGCAUAUCCAUCACCUCAGAUAUUUAUCAUUUCUUUGUGUUGGGAACAUUCAGAAUUCUCUAGCUUUUUGAAAAUGUACACUAGAUUAUUGUUAAGUAUAUUCCCCUGAAAUACUACAGAUCACUAGAACUUGUAAAGCUGUAAUUUUGUAUCAAUUUCUUCCUCUCUUCCCCUCUCACUACCCUUCCCAGCUUUUAACAAAUCACAAUUCAACUCUCUACUUCCAUGAAGUCAAUUUUUUUAAGCUCCCACAUAUAAAUGAGAAUAUGUGGUAUUUAUCUUUCUGUGCCUGACUUAAUAUGAUACUGUUCUCCAGUCUCCGCCAUGUUGCUUCAGAUAACAGGAUUUCAUUUUUUUUUUUUUAAUGACUGAAUGGUAUUCUAGCACACAGACACACACACAUCUCACUCUGUUGCCCAGACUGGAGUGUAGUGGUGCAAUCUCAGCUCACUGCAACCUCUGCCUCCUGGGUUCAAGCAAUUCUCCUGCCUCAGCCUCCUGAGUAGCUGGGACUAUUGGUGUGUGCCACCAUGCCUGGCUAAUUUUUGUAUUUUCGUAGUAGAGACAGGGUUUCACCAUAUUGAACAGGCUGGUCUCGAACUCCUGACCUUGUAAUCCACCCACCUUGUCCUCCCAAAGUACUGGGAUUACAGGUGUGAGCCACCUUGCCUGGCCUGUAAUAAAUUUUUUUUUUUUUCUUUUUGUCAAUCAAUGAGAGCAUGUAAGUUGCUCAGGUUGGCCUUGAACUCAUGGCCUCGCCUCAAGCACCAGGUCAACGGGUCGGAGCCACCGUGGCCCCCCUAUAAAUUUUCUUUAUCCAUUUUUUUUUUUUAAUAAUAAGAUAGGGUCUCACUGUGUUGCCCAGGCUGGUCUCAAACUCCUGGCCUCAAGCAUUCCUCCCGCCUUGGCCUCCCAAAGUGCUGGGAUUAUAGGCAUGAGCCACUGCAACCAGCCUAUCCAUCCAUUUGUGGGUAGACACUUAAGUUUAUUCCGUAUCUUUGGUACUGUGACUGGUGCUGCAGUAAACAUGGGGCUGCAGAUAUCUCUCUGAUAAUAGUGAUUUGAUUUCCUUUGGAUGAAUACUCAGUAGUGGGAUUGCUGGAUCACAUGGAAGAUCUAUUUUUAUUUUUUUGAGAAGCCUCCAUGCUGUUUUUCGUAAUGGCUGUGCUAAUUUACCUUCCCACCAACAGUGCAUCGGUUUCCUUUUCUCUGUAACUUUGCCAGAAUUUGUUAUUGUUUUGUUUUUGUGGUUUUGAUUUGCGGUUUCGAUGUGCAUUUCCCUGUUGAUUAGUAAUGUUAAGCAUUUUUCAUACAUGUGUUGGCCAUUUUUAUGUUUUUCUUGGAGAAAUAUUUAUUGAGAUCCUUUGUCUAUUUUAAAAUCAGAUUUAUUAUUUUUUGUGGUUGAGUUCCUUGCUUAUUCUGGAUAUUGGCACCUAAAAAUUACUCUUAAUCAUAGCAUUUGUUGAAUGCUUAUAUCCUAGAAGUUUUCUAAGUCCUUUGCAUACAUUAUCUUAUUUCUCAAACCCUAUGAGAAAUUUGUAUUCCCAUUUUACCAAUGAGCAAACUGAGGCUUAGUGGAAAAAAAAAUUAAGCAAUUUACCCAAAUCAUGUACCUAGUAAGUGGCAGAGCUAGGAUUUAAAGACACAUCUUUCUGAUCCCAAAACCUGUUCCCUUAAAAAUUAUGUGGCAUAGCCUCUCCAGAUAAACACAAAAACAAACAAAACUAGGCAUUUUACAUAUGUAAUCCCAUUCUUUAAUAAUCAUGUAAGGGGAUGUUGUUAUGCCCAUUUUACAGGUAAGGAAAGAGACUUCUCCGAAGUCACCUCCCUAAUAAAUGAUGGGUGGCGUUUGAA